AAAAGGCAUAAUAAGAGAGAUCAAUGGAGGAGAAAAGCUUCGACUGGACUAGUAUUCAUGUGUUGUUGUCAUUAAUUUUUAUCACAAUCAUCCAUCGAUGGAUUACAAGAAAGUCUUCGUCUACAAAAGUCUACCUUAUAGACUUCUCAUGCCACAAACCGCCGGCUUCUCAGACCAUCUCCAUAGCCGAAUCCUUAACCCGAGGCAGACGCCACUGGAAAACCAUGAAACCAGAGACUUUAGAAUUUUUCAUGACCUGCAUUGAUCGGGGAGGCUUAGGCGACUCCACUUACCUUUCAGAAGGUCUUCUCAAGGACCCCGUUGAUGUCAGCCUGACCGCGGCCAGGCAAGAGAUGGAACAAGUCAUAUUUGGGGCGGUGGACAGACUCUUGACCAAGACUAAAAUAAAGUGCGAGGAUAUUGGGAUCUUGGUGGUUAAUUGCAGCAUUUUUAACCCUAUCCCAUCUUUCACAUCCAUGAUAGUGAAUCAUUACAAGCUUAAGGAUGAUAUUUGCAGUUAUAACCUUAGCGGGAUGGGUUGUUCUGCAAGCCUUCGUGCUAUUGAGCUCGCCAAACAGCUUCUACAGGUAGGAACCAAUCUAAACAUAUAGAGAUUAUUAUAUAAU
This is a messenger RNA of Impatiens glandulifera, 626 nucleotides long. RefSeq names its product 3-ketoacyl-CoA synthase 1-like. The record is from RefSeq and is a predicted model, not a curated record. Gene Ontology annotation, biological process: fatty acid biosynthetic process. The coding region runs from base 24 to 611 and encodes 195 amino acids. The transcript has a single exon. Gene Ontology annotation, molecular function: acyltransferase activity, transferring groups other than amino-acyl groups. Lineage: Eukaryota; Viridiplantae; Streptophyta; Magnoliopsida; Ericales; Balsaminaceae. Gene Ontology annotation, cellular component: membrane.